GUUUAUUAACGGUCACUGUAGCGUCGGUUUUUACUUUUUAACUCUAACGGACGUGACUCGACAGUUUAUAACACCGUUGUUAAUCCCAUCCAGCUCGUUUUAUCUGUCUCUCUCUGUCUCUCCUCCGGGUUUUGUGGCGGCCUCUCUCCGCCGUGCAAUGGGAGGGAGCGUGUCUGUCUGUCGGUGGGCGGUUACAAACGCUGCGUGAUUCACAAACCUUAUUUGUUCCCACUACUUUGAGCGCCAUCUUGUUUGUAACUCUCCCUACGUAAGUGGUAGAGUUUCUGCUGAGGGGGUAUCCGAUUACCCGUUUUCCAGCUUCAGACUGGGAACCUCUCCCCUUGUAGUAACUCACUCCGUAGGGCGCAUACUGCAUACUCGCUUUAUCCGCCUUUCCCCUCUUUUUGAAAAAUCAAGCCACAGUGUUUUCCCCAACUUGGACAGAAAUGAGCAUCGAAACGCUUCUGGAGGCGGCCAAGUUUUUGGAAUUGCAAGCCCAGCAACAACAGAAAGCACGUGAGGAUGAACUAAAGGAAAAGCAGCGUCUGGAGCAGUUGGCAGAGCAGAGGCACUCAGAUGUGAAGUAUAAGCCAACAAUCCACAUCAACAAUGUUUGUAAAGCAGAGGAUCUCCACACUGAGUGCCGCCAAGCGCCCAUACCACCCUCUCUGCCUCUUCCCUCCAUGCCCAUCACCGUCAUCCCCAUCCCAGUGGUCACCCCCAACCCUACAGGCUCACCCACUCUGCCAGUCGCCACGCUCUCCCCUCCGGCAGCAGCACCACCUGCUGCUACUCUGCCACUCUCUCCACAACCCAAACCCGAACACCUGAACUCUGUGCUGACCGCUAACCACAAGCAGCUGAUACAGAACCACCAUCAUCACCCACAGCUCAUCGCCCAGACUAACACUAACACUAAACUACAGCAGCAGACACACCAGCAGCUGGUUCAACGCUACCCUGGUUCCAUCGUCUCACCUCCCCAACAACACGCCUUACUCCCCCAGUCGGGCCCUGCUGUGCUCCAGCAGGCUCCUCUACAGAACGGUCCCAUCAGCCGGGGGAGUCCUCCUGAUGACGGCCGGCACUUAGACAACAAGAAGAGGCCUGGAGGGGCAGGCACAAGAGAGGCGCAUAACAACCUUGAGAAAAACAGACGGGCACACUUGAAAGAGUGCUUUGAGACGCUGAAGAAGAACAUCCCCAACAUAGACGAGAAGAAGACCUCCAAUCUGAGUGUGCUAAGAAGUGCGCUGAGAUACAUUCAGACAUUGAAACGGAAAGAGAAGGAGUACGAACACGACAUGGAGCGGCUGGCCAGAGAGAAGAUAGCCACGCAGCAACGAUUAGCAGAGCUGAAGAACGAGCUGAGCCAGUGGAUGGAUGUGAUCGAGAUCGACCGCGUUCUCCGUCAGACUGUACAGCCAGAGGAGGACCAGGCCUCGACCUCCACCGCCUCAGAAGGUGAAGACGUUAUGGAUGAAGACCUAGAAGAUGAGACGGCGCCGAGAGCGCAGGCUGCCUUACCCACCGUGCCUCAAACCAUGAAACCCGAGCUGCACAAGAAUGCAACACCCACUCAGACCCCGACCCUGACACCCUCCACCACCACCACUACCUCCUUCAUCACCCAACACAUCUCUAUCCAGCACAAAACUCCUCUGCACCAGCCUCAGCUCCAGCCACUGCCAGUGACGCUUCCACAGCCGGUGUCCAAGCCUGCAGCUCCACCCACACUCACAGCCACGGCAUCCUGCACUCCCGCCACCCCCAGUCAGCCCCUGAUCCCCACCCAGACACAAAUGGUGACCAUGCCCAGCCUACACCCCACAGUUAUCGCCCACGCUUCAGUGUCCCAUCCCUCAGUCAUCCAAGCAGUCAAUCACGUCAUCCAUGGUGGGGGUCCCAAACACAUUGCACACCUGGCUCCCUCCACCACCACCAGCUCUGUCCAGUUAGCCCCCGGCCACCAACCCAUCGGCCACAUCACCGUGCACCCGGUGGCUCAUCUGAGCCAGCAUCUACCUGCCCUCUAUCCCCAACCGGUGGCCGUCACACAACCAGCUGUCGUCGGUCACAUCACCCACACCAUAAACCACACCCACCCUCAGAUGAAUGGCACCGCGCCUGGCCAACCGGCUGCCACCAUCGUUGGUAAACAGACAGCUGUGAGCACCCAAAUGGUGGCCCACCACCCUCAGCUGGUGGGUCAGACGGUGCUCAAUCCUGUGACAAUGGUGACCAUGCCCUCCUUCCCCAUCAGCACUCUGAAGCUGGCCUGAACACUGCCAACAGGACCACCAUGCUGGACGCGGAGACGCCCCCUCGAUAGGGGAGAACCACAGGCCUCAGACCAGGUCAUUGACGAGGCUACAGUGAGGGCAGGAGAGCUGCUGGACACCUCGCUGAUCCACAAGAGUCUCACUAUCAUUCAGAAGCACUGCAGCUGAUAUAAUCGCCGGGAACAUUCCUCAGACAAAAUGCAAACCUCUUUCAAUACUAGUCAACCACAGCGACCUGGAUGAUCCUAAAUUUAGGACGUGUCAGGCUGAAUGUGGUUGAUAAUCAUGUUGAGAGUGUGUGUGGCAGUGUACAGUGGGUAGGUGUGUCGUUUCAGACCUCCGUUGUUGCAGAUAAUGGAGCAGUUAGUCAAUUUCACAUGAGAUUUACAGCUUCUUACAGGGAAAUGUUGCGCUGCGUCCAUGACAGCAGCCUGUUACAGUCUUAAUGUAGGUUCCCGGGCUGGUAGCUUGUCUCCCCCGCUAUCACUGUGACUGCUGUGGAUUAACAAAUAUCAGAUCAUGUACUCGAGAGGCUACAUUGGGUUUUGAGGGCUGUGGCAGUGUAGGAUCAGAGUGCUCAACCCGCCAUAACCACCAGCACAUUAGGAAUGUGAUUUAGAGGAGCUCCUCCUCUCCAUCAGAGGCACAUGCUGCACGACUGAAGCGAAACCACGGACUGAACUCGCGCUCCUGAACCGGAGCUGCAGUCCUCAGUGAUGGUGCAUACAGCAAUAGCUCCCUCUGCUGGAUUAUUGUGUUCAGUGUAACACUACUAUCCCCAUGACGAUGAGUUUUGACAGGGUUUCGUUCCUGAUCUCUAGUUUGUCCUUCAAACAUACUCACGAGUGUACACUGAGCACAAUUACAAAGUAGCGUUUUAGGAUCAAGUUAUGUUUUUGUCAUAGCUGCUAAUAUAUUUUAAAAUAUCUUUCGCCAAAUAGAAUCACUUUGUACAUUGACAUGCCUCUCCCCACACACAUACACACACCACAACAGACAGUAGUGUGUGUUUAAACGUCUGAGAUAAAACCUCAAUGUCAAAUCAGAUGCUACACAGUGAACGGAGUUGAAUGUGAAUACAUAAAAGGUCCAUUAAAUAUAGUAAAGCGGGUUUCUAUGGUGACUCAAAGGGCAAAUGGUUGUAGGAUGUGUGUUUGCAUGCUGUGAAUGAAUUUGUUAAUUCAGUGAUCGUGUUUGAAAGUGAGGACCCAUGACAGUGCUGUCUGUCUUUGUCAAGUUGCAGUAGGGAUGUACAAACGCUCUGUCAUUCAUAAUUUCGGGUUGGGAUCACUAUGAAGUGAUUUCUGCCACAAAUUCAAUCAUUGUCUGUGUUUCUUUUCUUUUCUUUUUUCUCCAAAGUUAGCACUGUGAACAUUUCUAUUAGUUUCAAUGAGCAGCAGACCUGCAGUUAAUCAUAGCACUUGCUAAAAUGGCAACAUGCUGUGCUCUCCUAAUUUAAUCUGAAUGUACUGACCUGUGAAAGGAUGUUUAGUAUCGCACUCAUCAGAAGUUAAGAAGCCCUUUUUUAAAAAAACAAAAAAUAAAUAAAUGUGACUACUUUCAGUAUCACGUGUAAGUAAAGUGUAACAUUUAAAACCAACUUUGUAUUUUAAGAUUUACUGUUGCUUGUUUCAUCUGGAGAAUAACUUCUGUUCAGUGUAAAAUUGACAAUAUAGAUGUUUUUUUUUCUGGGACCAUGUACAGUGCUGUAUAUCAGGGGGUGACGACUACACAGACCUCUUCCCACAUUGAUAUCACAUUUGGCCACUUUGGAAAGUAUUCACCCUUUAUUUUUUUAUGUAUUUUGUUCUGACACAGUAUGAUUAUUUUAUGCAAAUUAUCCUUAUCAAAUGCAUUCUGAAAUCAUAUUGUAACAAAACAAAAAGUGUAAAAAUGGACAGGGAUUCAGAUACUUAAAGAAGCAACAAUAUACUCGUCUGUUUUCCCUAUGGAGAAAGUUUAAGUUGUGUAUAUAGCCUGUAAAUGUUGGGCUGCAUUUAGAUCUAACUGUAUCAUGUAAAAAUUUAUAAAAAAAAAGAUACUUAAUAAAUUGUAUUAUGUUUA
Molecule: messenger RNA, 4346 nt
Organism: Larimichthys crocea (large yellow croaker)
Lineage: Eukaryota; Metazoa; Chordata; Actinopteri; Sciaenidae
Gene: mnta
Product: MAX network transcriptional repressor a
Exons: 6
Coding region: 447-2282 (611 amino acids)
Biological process (GO): regulation of transcription by RNA polymerase II
Molecular function (GO): DNA-binding transcription factor activity, RNA polymerase II-specific; RNA polymerase II cis-regulatory region sequence-specific DNA binding; protein dimerization activity
Source: RefSeq, a predicted model, not a curated record